This is a messenger RNA of Colletotrichum fioriniae, 1569 nucleotides long. The record is from RefSeq and is a predicted model, not a curated record. NCBI's taxonomy places the organism in Eukaryota, Fungi, Ascomycota, Sordariomycetes, Glomerellales, Glomerellaceae.
AUGAAAUCUAAACGGCCAAACUUCCUGAUCAUUGUUGCCGACGAUCUUGGCUUCUCUGAUGUCAGUCCUUAUGGAGGUGAAAUCCAUACCCCAACUCUCGAAAAGCUUGCCAAAGAUGGUAUUCGCAUGACCAACUUCCACACUGCAUCUGCGUGCUCGCCAACAAGGUCCAUGUUGUUCUCUGGAACUGACAAUCAUAUUGCUGGGCUUGGCCAAAUGGCUGAACACAUGAGGCGCUUUGGAGAUUAUUUCAAAGAUAAGCCCGGCUAUGAAGGCUACCUGAACUGGAGAGUAGCUGCUUUAUCCGAGAUCCUGCAAGACUCUGGCUAUCACACCAUCAUUUCAGGAAAAUGGCACCUUGGACUGACCAAAGAGCUUGCGCCUUGCAAUCGCGGCUUCACGAAGAACUUCACAUUCCUACCGGGCUCCGGCAAUCAUCAUGCUUAUGAGCCUCAAUUAGACGAUGACGAGUUCAAGAUUCCUUGUCUUGACACGGAAGGCCAUUGGAUGGAUGGCGAUGAGUUCAUCAAUCAUAGAACGGACCUUCCUGAUGACUUCUACUCUACGCGCUAUUUCACCGAUCGUAUGAUCAACUUUCUAAAGGAGAGAGACGAGAAGGAAAGAGAACAACCGUUUUUCGCUUACCUGCCCUUCACCGCGCCUCACUGGCCCCUUCAGGCCCCACAGGAGGUGGUUAACAAAUACGCUGGAAAGUAUGACGAUGGUCCUGAUGCAUUGACACAGCGAAGACUGCAACGCUUGGUCGAUCUCGGGCUUGUGGCCAAAGACAUUGAACAUGCGCCGCCGGUUGGUGUCCUAGGUAAAGACUGGAAAGACAUGACGGAAUUGGAGCGCAAAGCGUCUGCACGGAAGAUGGAAGUCUUCGCUGCCAUGGUGGAUCUCAUUGACGAGAACAUUGGGCGAGUCAUUGAUUACCUUGAGGUGACAGGAGAGCUCGACAACACCUUUGUCUUGUUCAUGUCGGACAAUGGUGCCGAAGGUGCUGCCCUCGAGGCCAUACCUAUGAUGGGAGGAGAAACAACGUUUGCUGGGAUAGUACAAAAGUAUUAUGACAACAGCUUGGACAACAUUGGCGACAAGACGUCUUUCGCCUGGUAUGCCAAGCCCGACGCCAUCACGCAUCGUUUCACCACCGUUAUGGACAUACUCCCCACGAUCUUGGAGAUGGCUCAGGUCCAGCAUCCCGGUACAACAUUUCGAGGUCGACAAGUUGUCGUGCCCCGCGGCAAAUCUUGGGUGGACCACCUCACUUCUCCCGAUUACACGGCGCCGGGCUCGACGGUUCACGGGGAAGACGUGCACGUCCACGGUUGGGAGCUUUUCGGGCUCAGAGCGAUUCGCGAAGGCAAAUGGAAGGCAGUUUGGUUGAAUAAACCUAGGGGGAAAGAUGACUGGGAGCUAUAUGACGUGGAGAAGGACCCUGCGGAGAUGAACGAUGUAUCAGACAAGGAGCCGCAGGUGAUGCGGAGGCUUGUCGAUCACUGGGAACGGUACUAUGCAGAGACCGGGAUGACCCAGGCACCAGAAUUUGCUAUCACCAAGGCUUAG